Salmo salar (Atlantic salmon) is the source of this 1560-nucleotide messenger RNA. RefSeq lists its product as uncharacterized. The record is from RefSeq and is a predicted model, not a curated record. NCBI's taxonomy places the organism in Eukaryota, Metazoa, Chordata, Actinopteri, Salmoniformes, Salmonidae.
GUCCUUCAAUUAUGACUUCAUGUGGGCUUGUGAAUGGAGAAAGAGGAGGAGUCUCUCCUACUUUCACUCAUAUCUCUCUCCAGCCAUGGGCAGAUCUAUUUAUGGAGAUAGCACGAGUAGCUUGCAGACCAUACUGAAUAGUGUGAACCUAAUGCGUGCUGCGUCUACCUACUCUCCUGUGUGGGAGCAACUGGGAACAAUCUGUUGACUACUUUUCCCACAGAAUAUUCUAGAAGGUUUAUCCUAGAACCGAUUAACAAUAUUUCAGGGCCACCACAGUAAGAUACUGACCAUGGGAGAUUGCAUCUCAGUCCGUGUUCUGCUAAUGCUUCUGGCCCUAAUCAGCUAUCUAAUUUCACUGACAUUCAACAUAUUGGCUCUAUUUGGGCCCUGGACAGGUGCUUUCAUGCAAACCACACAGUAUGUACUGAGCAAGUCCACUACACACCUAACCCCAGAUAGAUGGGUACUCUUUCUAUGGGACGUCCUUAACGUCUGGUUGAUCGGCAUGUUCAUCUAUCUGAUACACAAUCUCCGUAGAAGGGAAGCUUACACAUGGAUGUACACCACUCCUGCUGUCCUGCCCUAUGGAUUCUACUUGUCCUGGAUCGUAAAUAGCAUAUUGAAUAUGGCAUGGUUAUUUCUGUACGACAAAGACUUCUGUGUGUGUCAUAGAAAGAUGGUGCCAACACUCCUGAUCACAGCAUUACAGGCCAUCUCAAACUGCGUGAUUAUCAUGUUCUCCUGCUGCGGACUGGUCGUCUAUGGAGCGUGGCUCCACAAAUAUCACAACAAUGAUCUCUGGCUCAUUCGAAUAUUGGUGCAAAACGGAGUGGCUUUGUAUGCAACAUGGUGGGCUGUGGCUACCUUUUUACACUUGACCGUUGUUUUAGACCAUCAAACCCCAAUACCCAAGACAGAUGCUGCCAUAAUGGUACUAGUGCUGCUCCAAUUGGGACUCAUAGGAUGGUUUGUCAUAGAGAACUGGUACCUGGAUAAGCACGUGCGCUACAUCCUAACAGUGUACCCUGUGGUGAUCCUGGUUUUGGCAGCGAGUGUGGCCAAUCCAGCCACGCCCGGUACCCACAUAGACAUCAUGUCUGCUGUCAUCUUGGCCAUAACCAGUGUCAUAUUUAUUGUACGCAUCAUCAUGGUGUUAUGGAAGCACAAGAAUAAACCACUUUACGGAGAAGAGGAGCUCAGGUCACCGGUGGACAUUGCCAGGACACAGAAGCUCAUCUUUAUGUGAGGGAAGCCAGCUGCUGUGGAUAUAUGUAUGUCCCUGUUGUUUUCCUUAACAUUUAAUGGCUGAGACCGAUGUGACCAAAUCCUCCCUAUGUCUACAACACAUGUAGAUGGAGAUUUGCACUUCAUUACUGGCUUUCCACAUGAUUAGUGGGGCCUCUGCACUAGCCAAUGCUAAUGUCUUUCUAAGCUAAUGAAAUCAUAUCAAUUACUGUGUGUCAAAACAAUGAACAGAAAUGCUCUCAUGCUGUCAACACUAAAGCAAUAUUAAUAUGAUAAUGUUUUUAUUAUUUUAUAAAUCUUUUAGUACCACCA